Molecule: messenger RNA, 1487 nt
Organism: Dipodomys spectabilis (banner-tailed kangaroo rat)
Lineage: Eukaryota; Metazoa; Chordata; Mammalia; Rodentia; Heteromyidae
Gene: Muc15
Product: mucin 15, cell surface associated
Exons: 3
Coding region: 27-1028 (333 amino acids)
Source: RefSeq, a predicted model, not a curated record
UAAAACCAGUACUGCAGAAGGCUACCAUGUUCAUAUUAGUCAAAAUUGUGUUGGUUUCAACUUUGUUUAUUUCACUACCCUUUGGGAGCCAUGAGAAACAAAAUUUAGGAGCAAAUACAACCCGAAGUAUUGCAGACAUUUUGGAAACAAUGGAAACAAAAUCAUAUUCUUUGAAAGGAAAAGUAAAUGCAACUUCAGAGAAUGAAAACAGAAAUAAUUUUGAUCCCAAGGCAGGUAAUGAUUCCCCCUCGAAACUAUUCACAGCCAAUGAAACAACAAAUGCUACCAGUAACUCCUCAGUAAACAACUUUACCGUGGGUCCAGGAACUCCACCUACAUUUUCUGCAAGCUCUUCCUUGAUUCAUGGCUUUGCUACUAAGUUGCCUUUGAACUCAUCUAUAUCAAGUAAACAUCUUUUGUCAACCUCAGCACAGAUGAAUUCUACAGAUACUGUAUCAUCAGGAAACUUCAAUUGGUCUCUGAACAAUUUCACAAUGAAAACUCCUGACAAUAUUUCUGCCACAGUUGGCGUACUAUCCUCAACACCAGCUACUAAUUCUGUGACCCCCUUGACAACAGAACCAACCAGAUGGCUUACCACAAGCAAUUACACCUUCUCCGGUUUUACUCCCUAUCAAGAAAAUACAACGCUACAGCCCACGUUAAAAUUCACCAAUAAUUCAAAACUCUUUCCAAACACAUCAGACCCCCAAAAAGAGAAUAAAAACACAGGAAUAGUAUUUGGAGCCAUUUUAGGGGCUAUUCUUUGUGCUUCAUUGCUUACUCUUGUUGGCUAUUUGUUAUGUGGAAAAAGGAAAACAGACUCAUUUUCCCAUCAGCGGCUUUAUGAGGAUAGAAAUGAACCAGUGCUGCGAUUAGACAACUCGCCAGAACCUUAUGAUGUGAGCUUUGGAAAUUCUAGUUACUACACCUCAUCUGUGAAUGGUGCACCACUGUCAGAAACCCGAGAAAAUGCACACGAUGGCAUUCCUAUGGAUGACAUCCCUCCAGUUCGUACCUCAGUAUGACACUAAGGUCAGAAGUACUGCAGAGGCAAGUGUUUACCCACACCCUGGCAUUGAGCAAACUCUUCUUCCAGGACAACCACUGUCAUGGACAAAGGCAAGGAGAUCUGCAAAAGCAUGAGACUAAUCUUGGAAAACAAAGGAACUAGAUCGUCAAAAAGUUUUCCUUUCUUACAACUUCUGGCUGAGAAAAAGCACCUAUGACCUAACCAUAUUUUCUAACUUGGCUUAUUUUUGUCUUAGUAGAAUAACUUUGUGGAAUCAAGUAUGGCUAAGAAAGACAUCACAUGUUAUCACUGCCUGAUAAGUUCAGAAUUAAAAUCUUCAACAACUGGGAACUCAAAUUAUAUUUUCACAUUUUUUCCCCUAACAUAACCCAAUGCAUUGAAUCUUUAACUGAUUUGCCUGUAGUUCUAGGUCCACCAAACAAGAUUAACAUUUGCUUGAGGAAAAUUUAAUAAU